This is a messenger RNA of Jatropha curcas, 1681 nucleotides long. RefSeq names its product branched-chain-amino-acid aminotransferase 2, chloroplastic. The record is from RefSeq and is a predicted model, not a curated record. Gene Ontology annotation, molecular function: branched-chain-amino-acid:2-oxoglutarate transaminase activity. NCBI's taxonomy places the organism in Eukaryota, Viridiplantae, Streptophyta, Magnoliopsida, Malpighiales, Euphorbiaceae. Gene Ontology annotation, biological process: branched-chain amino acid metabolic process.
AUCAAUAACUGACCGCAAUGGCUAAAUCAAAUGCAAUCUAACGCUCGUCAUAGUAAGAUAAACGACAAGAAGCCCUAGCUAUCAUGGAAUUAUUAUGACCUAACUCUCUCCUAUCCAUUUCCAAAUAGAAGAAUCCAUUACAAGUACACAAGUAUCUAACUAUAUAUCUUGUUAGUUCCGUAUUCAAUUGCUCCAUUCUUCUUCCGGUACUUUCCUUUUUUCUGUCCUGCAAUGCUCUUCCAUACAAAUUCUCUUCGUCUCCAAGCAAAAUGGAAAAUUAAAAAUCAACCCUUUAUACUCUCUUCUAUUACAACCAUCAAUCCUCUGUUUUAAUUUCAAGAUAUUCUGUUUCAGCCUAUACUUAAAGAAGCGACCAUGAUUCUUUCAAGUUCUGGCAUUCGCAGUCUGAUUCAAUCUUUCCGACUUGGUUUUAAUAUUCAAUCAAAGUUUGGAGCUUACUUUACAUUUCGAGCUGCAUCUUCUCUGCAACAAGCGUACCAACCAUCUACUUGCAGUGAUGACGAAUAUGCUGAUUUGGACUGGGAUAAUCUUGGAUUUGGUCUCUUAUCAACUGAUUUCAUGUAUAUAAUGAAAUCUUCUAAAGAGGGGAAUUUUGAACAAGGAAACCUUAGUCGUUAUGAAAACAUUCCAUUGAGCCCUUCUGCAGGAAUCUUAAAUUAUGGCCAGGGACUCUUCGAAGGAACAAAAGCAUAUAGAAAAGAAAAUGGAGGCCUUCUCUUAUUCCGCCCCGAUCUAAAUGCCAUUCGCAUGAAUAUUGGAGCUGAGAGAAUGUGCAUGCCUUCUCCUUCAAUUGAUCAAUUUGUUAAUGCUGUCAAACAAACUGCAAUUGCUAACAAGCGUUGGGUUCCUCCUCCAGGAAAAGGGACUUUGUAUAUUAGGCCAUUGCUUAUGGGGACUGGUCCCGUACUGGGUGUAGCACCUUCACCUGAAUACACAUUCCUUGUUUAUGCUUCGCCCGUUGGAAACUACUUUAAGGGAGGCUUUGCGCCUUUGAAUUUAUACGUUGACGAUGAAUACCACCGCGCUUCUCGCGGUGGAGCUGGAGGCGUUAAAGCGAUUAGCAACUAUGCUCCGGUUCUGAAAGCAAUUACAAGAGCGAAGAACAGAGGGUUUUCUGAUGUACUGUAUCUUGAUUCCGUUGAAAAGAAAUAUUUAGAGGAAGUCUCUUCUUGUAAUAUUUUCAUCGUCAAGGGUAAUGUUAUUUCAACUCCUGCAACAAAUGGUACUAUUCUUCCUGGGGUCACCCGUAAAAGCAUUAUAGAAAUUGCUCAAGAUCAAGGCUAUAAGGUCGAAGAACGUGUUAUUCCGGUGGAUGAACUAGUGAAUGCCGAUGAAGUAUUUUGCACAGGAACUGCUGUAGUGGUUGCUCCUGUUGGUAGUAUUACAUACCAAAAUAAAAGAAUUGAAUACAAAACGGGCGGCGGCUCUACGUCGCAAAAGCUGUACUCAACUCUUGUAGGAAUCCAGACAGCUGUGAUUGAAGAUAAGAAGGGUUGGACUGUUGAGAUAGAAUAGAGAUAGCUUGUUUCAUUUAAAUAUAAUUGAUCAUCAAUAUGUAGGAAAACAAAUAGGUUGCUUUGCUUCCCUUUCAGUCAAAAUUAUUAAUAAUAUUAUUAAUUUCAAUGAAAAUAAAUAGGUUAGGUUGUCAUUUUCUAUUCUA